Molecule: messenger RNA, 2253 nt
Organism: Amblyraja radiata (thorny skate)
Lineage: Eukaryota; Metazoa; Chordata; Chondrichthyes; Rajiformes; Rajidae
Product: proline and serine-rich protein 2
Exons: 4
Coding region: 462-1772 (436 amino acids)
Source: RefSeq, a predicted model, not a curated record
ACCGCAGCUAGCGAUGAUAUCAUCUCUCAUUAAUACCCUGCUUUAAAGAGGUGGCAUAUUUUUCCAUUCCAUUUCAGAAGUACUCCGCCCUUAAAGACGCCUUGUGUUGAGAGGCUGCAGUCUGAGUCGUGUGUGUGUGUGAGUGUGGGGACAUCCUCCACUCUCUGUGCUCGGGGUGCCUGCAACAUCCAAAGAGACUUUAAAAAACAAAAUCCCCAGUUGCUUGGAAAUGAGAGGGCGCUCCAGUCCGAGAAUUAAUCAGUAACUCGGGGAGUCAGGAGGCCAAUACAACAGCGAGUGCCAGGAUACACGUUGAACGAGAGAGAGAGAGUUGGCUGCUUCCAAUCGCUCCAACAACCAAGGAGAAACUGCAGGGCCAGGUGGGUGUGGACCCCUCCCACAGGACACGCUUACAUCUGGAUCCAGGGCCUUGCGUCCCCCGCCCUCUCGACCUGCCUGAGAUGCCAGUGGAGACGUUGUACGCAGAGAUGGACUUUUCCCGUUCUCCGAGCUCCAAGGUACACAGGAUGCAGCGGAAAGCCAAUGGGGACAGCGGCUUCAGCUCCAGGUCCAGAAACUCCGACUCGGACGACGAGUUGCUCGGCUACCUGUCCCGCGAGGAGCAGGAGUGCAUUUUGUUCUUCGACACCACGCUGGACUCCCUGAACGACGACUUCGAGGAUCGGAGCUCCAUCUCCAGCGUCACGAGCGACCACGCUCCCACCCCGACCAGGGUCAACUCCACAAGCGAAGAAAUCAUCGACUUAGUCACGACACGCCCACCGCCGGGAACUUUCAUCCCGAGAUACCAGAACAUAUUUCCAGUCGACCAAGAGGGAGGAAGAUGGCGGGCGGAGGAGGAAGUCCACGAGAGGUUUGCGGUGGGGGAACCGCAGGCACGGUCGCUGCCCUCGAUGCCCUUGCUGCAGAAUUUGCCGAAGCAACGAAGCUUCGAGAUGUCGGUGGAUGACCCCGACGUGGACGUGGUGCGAGGGUUCAGCGGCCAGGCCAAGCCGCGGGGCUCGGUGCCGACGCCCAUGGUCAUCGCGCAGAAGAUCGCGCAGGGACGGGCGGAGAACGGCGUAACGCACCCCGUGUCUCCGUCCGAGACCAAGCCCUUUCCCCCUCCCCCCCAGGAGAUGCCGCGGGCCAGUCUGACCUCCCCCGUCGAGGCCAGGGUCUUCUCGUUCAGGAACCCCAAGGUCCAGAGGCUUCCGUCCAACAUCAGCAUCUCGGCGUCCAGUAAAGACUACAACAACACCAUCACCAUGGCUGCGGUCAAGGUGAAGGAACGCAAGGCCCAGGUCCUGGCCAAUCUGGGAGGGGCCGGACUGCUGGCCGUCGAGUCCGAGGAGAAGCAGCUGAGAGGACCUCUCUCCAGCCCGAGGAGGACAUUCUCCCUCGUCCAUCCCGCCAAGACGCCGCCGCUGGUCAAGCAGUCCUCGGACGAGACGGACAACAGGUUACCCAACGGCCUCAGAUCGCCGGUCGGGAUGGCUGGGCCGGCUCCGACCACGAAGGUCCACCCAGUGGCCCAGACCCCUCCCCAUUCCCCGCCUCCUGCCACCGCCGCCAGCACCAAGCCCGCGCCGCGGACGCCGCAACCGCCCAACGCCUCCGCCGGCGUGCAGCGGUCCCGCUCGUUCCAGAAGCCGUCGGCGUUCCGGCCGCAGGGAAUCACCGUCCAGUUCUCCGGCCGAGGCUCCACCGAUGAAUCGCGCAAAGAGGCGCUACGGAAGCUGGGCCUGCUGAGGAUCAACGAGGACCAGUGAAUCCUCGACCCAGCGACUGACUGACUGACUUGACCGGCUGACCAUAGACACAAAGUGCCGGAGUAACUCAGCGGGACAGGGCAGCGUCUCUGGAGGGAAGGAAUGGGCGACGUUUGCGGGUCGAGACCCUUCCUCCGACCGACUGACUUCUUCCGGGAAUGUCUGGAGACGCUCGCUUGAUUCGGGGAGUUGGGAUCGCAACGUCCUUUCAACGCCGCCUGCUGGGUUUCUGCCGGAGAUCGAUCGCUCAUUGCCGACUCUCCGAUUCCAUGAUCCGGCAGGAAGCUGUUCAGCCGCUCGACAACAGAGGACCUCAACAAAGAUGGUCGCCGCGCCCCACGUGCAUUGCGCAAGGACUCCAGCACAACUAACACACUUAGUGAACGUGUUUAAGAAGGAACUGCAGAUGCUGGAAAAUCGAUGGUAGACAAAAGUGCUGGAGGAACUCAGCGGGUGCAGCAGCGUCUAUGGAGCGAAGGAA